Molecule: messenger RNA, 2340 nt
Organism: Letharia lupina
Lineage: Eukaryota; Fungi; Ascomycota; Lecanoromycetes; Lecanorales; Parmeliaceae
Exons: 2
Coding region: 1-2340 (779 amino acids)
Source: RefSeq, a predicted model, not a curated record
AUGACUCCAAACACACCGGUCGCCGUUGAGAUUCAUCAGUCAUUGCCUUCUCCAUCAUCGAACUGUCACAGUGGUUUUGAUCCAGAAGAGCUCACGAGAUUACUAAGGGGUUGCACACCGACACAGGAUGAGAUGACAGCGACAUACGAGGAACGCGCCAAGCAGCACCAUGAUCGACUCAUUGAACUGGGCGGACGGCCGACACGUCCAGUCCGGCUACAGCCAACGUGGAAUGCUACCUACAGAGACGGCCUGAUCUACAUUACUGACAACGAAGGGGAACUGGAGUCCACUCUCUCAGACGACAUAGAUCCAAUGAACCAUCAUUGGUCAACAGAAAGCGCACAAUUUGGGAGAGAAUUGGAAAACUGGCAGAGGUUCAGGGAGUAUCAGCAAAGUCUUCAGCACUUAGACCGCGUUGAAACAGAGUUAGAGCUUGAUAAUACAGAUGCUGGAUUGAUCAGCGUCUUGACCAGAUUGAGUGACUGGGAAGAGUUCGAGCUCUUUCAGGAUCUGAUUGGUGUUGACGCCUUCAAUUUCGAAGACCGACGUCGCCUUAGGCUCCUACAGAUUACGAAGUGUGAAGUCCCCGUUGAGAACUCACUACCAAGCUCCGCGGCCCAUGAAGCGAUUCGCACUUGGCUUCGUCUAUUUAAUCGAAGUCAAGAAGAGAUAGAGGAUGCCGAGAACCAGUUGAACUGGAUUAAGGGUCAAUGGCCGGAACUGAUAGCCGAAUCUGUCGAUUCUCUAUCGAAGACGCCAGAGCUUCAAUUAGCAUUAGAAGCAAAAUUCAGAAAGCAGACCCAAUCCACUGUCAGCGCCAUACAGAAGCUAGGGGGCCGACCAAGCCACACCGUCAGUCCGCCUGAUCACUCUAUGGAUAGUCUCCACAGAAUCUUAUAUUGGACUUCCGAGACUUCGAAGUAUAAAAAAGAGUUGUUAGAUUGGAAGAUGUUCCUCAAGUGGCGACGGCGUAACCUCCGUGACAAACCACAAGAGUAUCGAUGUCUCCAGUUCCAAUCAGCGUUAGAUUUCCCCAUGGAAUUUGAGGAAUUCCGACUGUUUCAAUGCAACGUCACCUCGACUUGGCUCCAAUGCUGGCAGCGACUUGUGAAGUGGUAUGAAGAAGAAAUCAAGACGCCUCACCCAGAUUUCACCUAUGGGAAUCUGGACGACCAUGCCGAGGUAGCGCGCUCACACAUGAGAGACUCAGAGACAAAACUCGCGGAAGCCACAAAACGAUUCGAAAAGGCCAAGCAGGAGCACGCUUAUACCCUCGCGGAUCACGGUCAAUCCACUGGCGGUGAGAUCGGAAUAGAAUAUCCACAGACGCCAUUUCCACCUACACCGCCUCCUUCAGACCCACAGUCCCCGCAGUCUUCACGGUCUUCUUACUCUUCGCAAGUUUCGCCGUCUUCUCCUUCUCCGCCGUCUUCGCGGUCUUCGCAGUCUUCGCAGUCUUCUCAGUCUCCUGAGCAUCUCUUCAAGGAUCAGAGACCAUUGAGUAAGAGGAGCUCUACCGAACAAGGUCAUCGACGAUCGAAGAAGCAGAAAGCAAGAAAGAAGGGUAGCGGAGGAGCAAAGAUGGACAACACGAAACAGCGGACCCUUCCCAAGUUUUCUUCAGAUCCAUUUCAAGUCGGGAAGGAUGAUGAUAUCCAGAUGACAGACGCCCACGCCCUGGGGGAUCUGACGCCAGUCGAGAUUAUGGAUGAUUUCGAGGAAGCAGAGUCCGAGGACCUGGUCAUGACAGAUUUCGAAAACCCUCCCACUCAUAUCUCAUCAUGUUCACCCGAUGCUCGGUCUAGGCCUGCCACAAGUACUGAUUUCGGGAAGUUGUCGUUGUGUAACGCCCAAGGUUCAACAUCCAGAAAGACUCGAUCUGCUACAAAGCUCAACCAAGCUCUUUCUGGCAGAGUUCUCAAGAAUACAGACGAGAAGCCGACCAAAAAGGCCAAAGAGUUCACAGAACAACAGACUAUAAUGUUAUUGAAUGCUGCAUCAAACGAAUAUUCUCCUCCAGAUUCUCCACCACUCCGGAGAAGUGAACGGCUCAAAGAGAAAGCUGCAGCCCCAGCCGUUACAUCACCACCGGAACUCAACGCUACCCAAUCUUUUCACUCAUCAGGACAGAAGCAUCCCCAAAAGGAAUUUAAUCUCGUUGAGCCCUCCCGAGCAUCGAGGCACAAGAAGCCUAAGAUACAACCCAAUUCGUUCGAACCAUCCCAAACAUCAAUGCAGAAGAAGCCCAACAUACAAUCCAAUACCAUCAAGCCACCCCGAUCAUCAAGGCAGAAGAAGCUCGAGAAACGAGCCCGCGAUUCAGCCCGCCCGGGUUGA